GUUGCCGAGUCUGUGCUUGAACUGUCGAGUCAAAUAAAUGGGCAUUGGAUGGAUCCUCUAUAAACAACCAUGAAACAAGUGAGAGUCGGUCGUUAGUCGUUACUAGCUGUUUUGAGAGAUUAGCCUCCGAUAAAGAGGCCGACAACUGAUUUUUUCUGUAGAUAAAACGUUGUGCAUUUUCUUCUUCAUUUUUUUCUUGAGGAAGAAGAAGAAGAAGGAGAAUAUCAUGGCGGUGGUGGUUGGUUCGUCCAUUCAAUCACGGAUUCUCUGCAGCUUCCUUGGAGACUCUAGUUUUGUUCGACCAUCUCCAGCCAGUGCCCUUCACCGUCUCUUCCGCUAUAACCUAGGAGGAAAACAUGUUUCUAUGCAAUUAUCACGAGCAUUUUCUGGAUUAGCCAACCUAUUAUUCUACAAUGGAAGGUGUGCAAAUUCUUCAACCAAUUUAAAUCCACCUUUAUUUGAACAACCUGUGAUGAGCAGAAAUAUAGAGGAAGUGCCUAACAGCAAACGUAAAUGUUUGAGGCCAGGGAAGGUGUCACCUCGUCGACCUGUUCCUGAUCACAUAUUACAGCCUCCAUAUGCAAAUUCUCAGAAAUCACCGGGAAUUUCUGGUGGACCUGAAGUGCAUGAUGAACUUGGAAUUGAAAAAAUGAGGGCAUCAGGAAGACUUGCUGCGCAGGUUCUUCAGCAUGCUGGGACUUUGGUGAAGCCAGGCAUUACAACAGAUGAAAUUGACCAAGCAGUUCACAACAUAAUCAUUGACAAUGGAGCAUAUCCUUCACCUCUUGGUUAUGGUGGGUUUCCUAAGAGCGUAUGCACAUCAGUAAAUGAGUGCAUUUGCCAUGGGAUUCCAGAUUCACGGGAACUUGAGGAUGGUGAUAUUGUCAAUAUUGAUGUCACAGUUUAUCUUAAUGGGUACCAUGGUGAUACAUCAGCAACAUUCUUUGUUGGAGAUGUUGCUGAGGAAGCUAGAAAAUUGGUGCAGGUAACUAAGGAGUGCUUAGACAAGGCAAUAUCUAUCUGUGCACCCGGGGUGGAAUUUAAUAAAAUUGGCAAGACUAUCCAUAAUCUUGCAGAUGAACAUUGCUAUGGAGUUGUUGAACAAUUUGUUGGCCACGGAGUAGGACGUGUUUUUCACAGUGAUCCAGUCAUUCUACAUUACAGGAAUAAUGGUCGCGGACGCAUGCUUCUAAAUCAGACGUUUACCAUUGAACCAAUGCUGACCAUUGGCAGCAUAAACCCGAUAAUGUGGGAUGAUAACUGGACGGUGGUGACAGAGGAUGGGAGCCUAUCAGCACAAUUUGAGCACACAAUCCUGAUAACUGAAAAUGGUGCCGAGACACUGACUCAGUGUUAGCAAAGCACGAAUAUCGUUUCUUAAAGAUAAUAGAAGGAAGCCAUGGAACAGGUUCCUUUCCAAGCUACAAACACAUUUGUUCGCUCAGAUUCAGUCACCUCCAGUUUAGAAUCUUCUUCUCUCCAAGGUUGGGGGGCCAAUGUGAUAAUCUUUUCUUUGAUUUGUGAUGAAAGGUCGUUUUGCAAGACAGACUCCAUAGGACAUGAUUGUGUAACUACAGCAUUUUGUCCAAUUCUCGUGAUCUCGCUGUUUAUUAUUUAAGGGAUAUUCAUUCCUGAAUGGUGUGGUUCUUGUCUCUGUAACGUGAGACGUCACACCACUGAAGUUGGAAGUUUGGCAGUCCAUUUUAUUGGUAGGUAUAUCUUCUUUGUAAAAAAAACGGUGUCUAUUACUACCGAUUUCUGAAUACAAUUCUUGCAAGGCAAUUGAGGGCCUGUGUUUGAGUAUA
Messenger RNA from Coffea eugenioides, 1805 nucleotides. RefSeq names its product methionine aminopeptidase 1D, chloroplastic/mitochondrial. Gene Ontology annotation, molecular function: metalloaminopeptidase activity. The coding region runs from base 227 to 1357 and encodes 376 amino acids. Lineage: Eukaryota; Viridiplantae; Streptophyta; Magnoliopsida; Gentianales; Rubiaceae. The record is from RefSeq and is a predicted model, not a curated record. Gene Ontology annotation, biological process: proteolysis. The transcript has 10 exons.